Messenger RNA from Penicillium vulpinum, 468 nucleotides. RefSeq names its product Rieske (2Fe-2S) protein. Bases 1 to 468 code for a protein of 155 amino acids. The record is from RefSeq and is a predicted model, not a curated record. Gene Ontology annotation, molecular function: 2 iron, 2 sulfur cluster binding. NCBI's taxonomy places the organism in Eukaryota, Fungi, Ascomycota, Eurotiomycetes, Eurotiales, Aspergillaceae. The transcript has 2 exons.
AUGAAUCCUUUCACGCGGGUAACUGCAGCCUGGCAUCUGGUUGGCCUGGCAUCCGAGUUCCCAAGCAUUGAUGAUGAUGCCCGGAUUGUGCCAAGAUGCAAGGCUUUCAAGAUUCCCAAGACAAACGGCCCCAUGGAGCAAGUCGAAGACAUUGACCUACCAGGAGAGCUGAAGGACCAAGUCCUGGUGUUCAAAUACAGGGGCAAAUAUCAUGCUGUGGAUCAUCAAUGCCCCCACUCAUCAUUCCCGCUUUCACGGGGUAACCUCUUUGAUAUUGAGGACUUUGGAAUCAUACUCAGCGCCGGUCUCACAUGUCCCAAGCAUGGUUGGUCUUUUGAUAUAUUCUCUGGGCGCGCUGAUCGUGGCAACUACACACUCAAGGUGUGGGAGGUUCAGCUGCGCGAUUCAUCGGCACCUGGGAGUACGGACCAGGAGGUUUGGGUGAGGCGGAAACAAAGAAUUGGUUAA